Molecule: messenger RNA, 1761 nt
Organism: Uncinocarpus reesii 1704
Lineage: Eukaryota; Fungi; Ascomycota; Eurotiomycetes; Onygenales; Onygenaceae
Exons: 4
Coding region: 1-1761 (586 amino acids)
Molecular function (GO): zinc ion binding; nucleic acid binding
Source: RefSeq, a predicted model, not a curated record
AUGCCUGACCUAGCGGCGCCUGACGGGCUUUUGGGCUCUCAUCCGCAGCCAGUUCCUACCUUCAACGGUCCCCAGCGAGGACAUAGGGGUCAUGGCAAACGACAGAGGAAACAUCCGCCUUCCCACCAAGCGGGACCCUCCGGGGCAUUAAGCGAGGCCACACAAGGGACAUGCUACAAUUGCGGAUCUUCUGAUCACUUUGUCCAAAACUGUCCUGAACGACGCCAGGACGGCCACCCCGGCUCACAUAGAAAUCCACAUCCUCCCAAACGGCAGAGAACGGCAGGCUCAAUGGAAUCGCAUCUUCGUGGAAAUUCGUCGCACAAGCACAAGCCCCGCCCUCAACGAGGGUUCACACACCCGCCGCCGCCCGAUUAUCGCCAAUAUGAACCACCUGGGCACUAUCCACCGCAGCCUCGUGAUCCCUGGCACCAUCCUCCGCCCCAACCUUAUGGAUAUGCUCCUUAUGGACCUCAUGAACCGCCUUAUCAUUCGAAUGCUUAUGGACCCCAGUACCCUCCUCCUCGAGAUGCUCACGGCCCUAUUCAACAGGAUUAUUAUCCUCCGCCGUACCCUCGCCACCAUGGGGAACGGGACUACCCACCUUAUCAUUCGGAACAUCGACCACCCGCGCCCAGGGAUGUCCAACGCAGGCAAGCUCGAGAUUACUGGAGUCGUUAUGACAAUGUGCGCUCAGUUGCACCAGUUGUUGAGCCUUGGAUGGAUGAGCUGGACCCUAUUGAGAUACCUGAUACCAGACAUGAUCCAAAUCAAAUUGUGUGGAGACCACCGCAAGCCGUUGCUCGACCUCUACCUUCAACUUUGACUGACCGGGAUGAGCUGACCAUGCCGCCGCCGAUGGCCUCUUUGCCCCGUGACAUGUCUGUCUCAAAGUAUAUCCUGGAUAAAAAAGCCGAAGAAUUUGAUUGCAACAUCAGAGAUACUGAGGAUUGGCCCUUUAUGAUGGACGACCCAAUUUUCCUAGAAAUCCCAAUGGACAGUGAGUUGAUUUCCGUCAAAGAACUUCUUGCCAUUCGAGCCAAAGUAUACGAAACCCAUCGUGUUGAGCGACAGCCUACACCUGCACCCAACGAUGAGGAAGAUGCGGAAAAUGAGGAAAUCAGAUAUGAAGAUCCCGACCAAGCCAGCGAUGGAGAUCAAAACCAGGAAGUCUCAUAUACCAGUGACUCUGAGUCCUAUGACAAUCAAUCCAGAUCAGAUGGCUCUCACCGUGAAUUUCGGGAUGAACCUUCUUCGCCUAUAUCUGGCGAGAUCAUCGAGCAAGACUUGUCUGAACAGCCACUCGACCAAGCAGACGAUUCUCAUUCGCCUUUGAUUCAGAAGCAACGCGACUAUCGUUUGAACUCACAACCCGGAUGGCGUGGUAGACAGCAACAACAAUUCGUACCACCACCUCCACCUCCAAAUGGGGAUUCAAUUCAGGCAAGGCGAGGAUCCACGGAACAUGCAAAUGAAGUCGUCAAUGGCUAUUCCAGCGAUAAUCAUCGUGAAAAUGGCCGCGAAGAGCAUGGUCAUCGGCAAGAACCAGAAGCAACCUCCGGAAGCAUUCACCAAGAUCACCUGGACUCUCGAGGCUAUGCAGCUUCUCAUCGUCACCGCCAUAAGCGAAAUAGACCAGAUGAUGUUUCUGACAGCGGUGCUGAGGAGCCUCGUCGUCAAAUUGACGAUGUCACUCCAAGGAUGAAGCGACGCCAGCCUCAAGUGGCGGAAGCUUACAGGUAUAUUCUCGUCGCCCAAUAA